AUGAAGUCCGUCUUGACAGUCUUUUAUUGUCUGGGUCUAUGUCUGCCCGCUCUGGCUACGCCGCUGAUGGAAAUCACCCUCACCAACUCAACCUCCUGUCAGACCUACGGAGGCGAUAGCAUAGCCAAUCUGGUUUGUCGCGAUACAUGCAUUGAGCAGGGUGAUGGAUGGACUGGGGGAUACUGUGACGACCAGCAGUAG
Molecule: messenger RNA, 201 nt
Organism: Aspergillus ibericus CBS 121593
Lineage: Eukaryota; Fungi; Ascomycota; Eurotiomycetes; Eurotiales; Aspergillaceae
Exons: 2
Coding region: 1-201 (66 amino acids)
Source: RefSeq, a predicted model, not a curated record